Molecule: messenger RNA, 3299 nt
Organism: Stegostoma tigrinum
Lineage: Eukaryota; Metazoa; Chordata; Chondrichthyes; Orectolobiformes; Stegostomatidae
Product: protein SSUH2 homolog
Exons: 12
Coding region: 256-1383 (375 amino acids)
Source: RefSeq, a predicted model, not a curated record
CCUAUUUACACUGAACAUUCAUUCAGUUCCAUUGCCAGCUCUCGGCUGAAGGAAAUAUUCAUGACGUUGCUGAGCCUACUAUCGUUUCAACAAGACGCGGUGACGUGCUCUGUUCUCUGAAACUUGGAGUGGUGCAAACAGUGAAUAUUGAGCAGAACUGCACAUCCCACAAACGGCAGCUGUGAUUUCUGUGGCUCAACACAACCUCCUCGGUUGUGGGGGUGGUGGGGGGCGAGUCAGUCUUGUUCGCGGCGGAUGCUGUUAGAUUUUUCCCCAAUGGAUACCAAUCAGCCAGAAGCUGAUGGACCAGAGGACAUGGAGAAUGAGGAAGGCCCAACAGCACCUCCUAUUGAAAUGUUGGACAGUGUAAGAGGCUACGAGGGAACUAUCGCAGGUGGAGAUGGAAACUACGUCUCUCCACCAGUGCACCUGUCUGACAAGAGGGACCGACCACAGCCGCAGCUGGAGUGGAGAAUUCCAUCCAUCACUGAAGAGGCAGCAAGAGAGGCAUUGACAGAGUUUGCUGAUGCUCACUGCUGUUACAGCAGCCACCCUGCCCAAGACAUGGUCUUUCAGGAUCUCACACCUUUCAACAUGUACAGGUAUCGACUGGAAACUUUCACUGAAACCCGGUCAACUGAAUGGGCGCAUGAGCCGUUUACUGGUCAGCCUGUUGACAGUGCUGAAUGUGGAUCUCCACCCCUUCCAUGGGAAGUGAUUGUUGAGGUCCCACCGUUGUUUCAGGAUUCUGUGAAGAAGGUUCCAGUUCCUCACACUGCAGCUGUCAAGUGUUGCCACAAGUGCAAGGGCCGGGGGAGAUAUAGGUGUUCGCAGUGUGGUGGAAAAGGAAUGCUCAAAUGUCUGCCGUGUGGUAGUCGAGGAAUAGUGCACAGAAAUAAGAGGUGCAUCCAGUGUGGAGGCAGAGGGGUAAAAAGGUGUGGCCCUUGUCUAGGCCGAGGCACUCGGACCUGCCAUGUCUGCAAAACCAGUGGCUAUCUGCUGUUCUACAUACAGCUGACAGUAAAAUGGACCAAUAAUGUCUUUGAACAAGUGGCUGACCAACAAAUCGGACUUCCUGUGGCACUCUUCAAUGAAGUGACUGGACAGAAUGUGUUUGCUGAUGAAAGCUAUCAGGUCUACACUAUUGCUGGUUUUCCAGACUCACUAAUUGAUCAGAUUUCCCAGCAAGGGGUUCAACAACACCAGGAAAAGUUUGGCAGAACAGCGUGUAUACUUCAGCAGCGACAGACAAUUGAACUGAUUCCUGUAACCAAAGUGCACUUCCAGUGGAAAGGACGGGAGAACAGCUACUUUGUGUAUGGUGCAGAAAACAAUGUCUAUGCUCCGGACUAUCCCAGCAAGUGCCAGUGUACCAUUCUCUGAUGUCCAGCCUUUAGUAUCUUUCUAAGGAAAACCUUAACCUGAGCACCGCCCCCCACCUCACACACACCUCCAGUGUCCAGCCACCUCAGAGAAAGGGGACUGGGGGUGCUGGACAGGGGAGCGGUAAAGAGUUUUCAAUAUUAUUGAGAAGAAUAAAGUGUUGUUUCUUUGCUUGUUAGGACUGUCAUAUCUUCCUCAACCAACACCAUCACAAAGCAGGUUAAUCAGUCAAACGCUCUUUGCCAAUUGCAAGCUUUCGAAGCUGGUUAAUUGGUCAUGGCAGCAGUGAUAUUUUGGUAGUGGUAAUUUGUAGGGGGAGGGGUGGUGUACAUCUCAUUCGACAGUGUAAACCACAUGAUAAUGAGUCAAAAGCCAGUUCUGUAUCUCUCCUGACCUCAAUCCUCAAUAGAAGUUGCAUUUGGAGUAGCUGUAAAGCAACGCAGCCAGAACCAAGACCUAUACCAUGGAGAAAACAGGUAUCAUUUAAAUAGAAAGUGCUCUCGAUGAACUUUCUACUCCUAUAAAGUUCUAUUGUUGUCUAUGAAUAUUAACGCUCACUCAUACUACAUUAGAUUUGGAGUCUGUGAUCCUGGUAUAUGGGCGCCACUGGUAGACCUCCGGGUCCAAUAAAUUGUGCCACAUGUUUACUGGUGCAUAAGUAAAUGAAUGCACGUGGUAAAAAUGAAUACCAUUCACUUUAUAAAUAAAGAUUAGUUUAUUUAUAGUCUAUCAAUGUUUUAUCUUAGCAUUGUUGAGCACAUUGCCAUGAGCACAUAAUAGUGGCAGUGAGCCCAGGGUUCCAUUUAGCAGAUGCUUCCUGCUGUUCUACCUUGUCAGCCUGAACGUCUUGUUUACAUGUUAAUCUCUAAUAUUCCCCCUCACCAGCCUCUGUGCUCAUGCUGCACUUAUAUCACAACAGCUGCACAUAGUGACACCACUGAUCCCAGCCAGAAGUGACAUGAUUCCCUUGUGGACCUUUACUGCUGUAAAGUGGCUGGGAUUUAUUUUCUGCCCAGACUUUGUGUUCUGUGACUAUCCUGCACCUCCUACAAUUUGCCGGAGUGUAAUCUGCUGCACGUGGGACACUCUGCUGCAUUUUCAGUCAUAGGUUCAAAACAUUCUCAAUCCCAAUCUCACCCACCCAUUGACUGAUACCUACAUGACUCUGGAGGCAGUGCUGUAAUAUGACUAGGCUAGCUCCUGUGGCCAUGGAGCAUUCUGGCUGUGACCUAAGAGUAUCCUCAGUGUUAGUGCCAGGCACUUGAAUCUGGCUACGGGUUUGGCAAUGCUUUGAGCCUGCCUCUGGUGGUCUGAAAUGUGCUUUUGCAUUCCUAGCAAGCGAGACCCUCCCUUAAACAUCCACUCUAGAGCUUAAAAUCGUCCCAAAUAAUUUUGAACCUCCUACUCAAGAGUUUAAGAGCAAAAUCUGGACUGACAUCCCAGUGCAUUGCCAACGGCGUAUUGCACAGUUGUCAGAGUCAUAUUUUCUAUAAGAAGUUAACCAGGGGCCCUAAUCAGUCUCUCAGGUGUAAAGAAAAGAUUUGAUAGCACUGUUUGAAAGAUGAGCAGGGUUUGACACCAGUGUCUGGCAGCACCUGUGGAGAGGGAGAAGCAAAGUUAAUGUUUGACGUGUGAUAUGACUUUUCAGUUCUGAUUCAGAUUUGCGGCAUCCAGUGUCAGUAUUAGGUCUCAUGGGCGGUUUGUCUGUAUACCUUUAACAGACAUGCUCAUGAUUUCAUCAUUGUAUCAUAACAUGUAAUCUGAAGCUAUAAAGAUCUCAUAUCAAUCUUACCUUGGAUAAUUUGAGGCAUGACCCUCUACUGAAAGCAUACUCCUUUUGUUGAACCUAACAAAUUACUGUUAGCUCAGACAUAUAUGUACCUGAGGAAUAUAAUGUUUGUAUAUAAUAGUUAUUU